GAAUAAAGCAAGCAAAUAUACAAUAUAUAUCUUCUUUUUAUAUUUGCAAUAGCACUAAAACUCAUCAUUCUUCAAUAAGUAGCUGUAGAAUCAUUGACUUUACCAAACAUGACCAUUGAUCAGUUUGAGCCUGAAGAUCCUUUGUUAGAGAUUAGUCGUAAAUUAUCCAACGUUAAUAUCUAUAAAGUACCUGCCCAAGGUGGUUCUAUAGAUAAAGAUGCAUUACCCACUAUUCAAUAUUUGAUUUUCUCUCAAGAACCUGAAAAAAUCAAAGAAAGUAUUCGUAUGUUGCGUAGAUAUUUGACUCAAGAUUCAUCAGGUAAAAAUGAUGAACAUACGGUCAAUGAUAUUUUAGCAUUAGAUAUUUUACCACGUAUAAAGGAAUUAUUAGAAACUCAUUCAAAUAAUUCAAUCAAGUUUGAAUGUGCUUGGAUUAUAACAAAUAUAGCAGCUGGUACAUCAGAACAAACAAAUACCAUUAUUGCUGCUGGUUUUGUUGAUACGCUCCUUGAGUGUUUAAGAAGCAAAAAUUCAUCUCUUGAGUUGAAAGCUCAAGCUGCAUGGGCUCUUGGUAACAUUGCUGGAGAAUCGCCUAGGUAUCGUGAAGAGCUUUUAAAAAAGGGCUACACAAAAGCAAUGAUUAUGGUACUCGAUCAUAUCUAUCAUCAUUCAUUAAAAGGUAGAAAAGUCUGUCUUUAUGAAAAUUACGCCAAUGUGGAAGCAUUGUUAUGGGCAUUGACGAAUAUGUCUCGUGGAGGCUUUCAUGUAGCGAAUUACAGUCAGUUUUAUUUACCUAUGUUCCGUAUAUUCUCCCAAUAUCUCGAGGUUGAUGAGAUGAAAUUAAAGAUUGAAGUGUGUUGGGGUUUAGCGCGUAUAUUAUACAAUAUGCAUGAAGUUGACCAUUUUUAUAAUUCUAAUAUGAUAUCUGUCAAACUUUGUGAACAACUAUUAGAUCUCUUGCGUACUGGAAUACCUAAAUAUGUAGUCCCCGCCUUGCGAACUAUUGCUAAUAUCACGUCUGGCCCAAAUAGAAGCCUCCGUAAUUUGUUAAAUACACCGGUAUUACCAGUAAUUACGCCUUUAUUACAUCCUAGUAUACCUGCAGAUAUCCGAAAAGAUGGGUUCCUUGCUAUUUCAAAUUUAGCAGCUGGUGAUGAAUAUAUGAUUAAGAAAAUAGUUCAGUAUUCUGAACUAAUAAAAAAUGUCUUGACUCAUAUUACAGUACCUGGACACAUAUUUGAUGAAGAGCGUACUGUAUGGGAACCUACUAUCUGCCAUGCUUAUUAUAACCAAAAUGUUGAAUGGAAGUUAACAAGAGAUGCAUUAUGGAUUAUAUUCAAUAUUAUUUCACUUGGAAAUGAUUCUUCUAUUUUGGACUUGCUUUGUAAUCAUCCUAAUAUACCAGAUAUUUUAUUGAAAUUGUUUAAUUAUGCUUGUUUACCCCCUGAUACAUGUGAGAAAUUGAUACAAGCAACAACAAGUCUAGUUCAACGAACAAAUAAACAUUCUACAAAUGGUAAAAAUCCAUCAGUCACACUCUUUAUCAACCAUGGUAUUCUUUCCUAUCUCGAAUUAAUUCAAAAAAAUUACAAUGAAUGUGGAAUAAAAGACUCGUGCUUGAAACUUGUUACAUUACUCAAUGCUUCAGAACAAAAUGUUGCUCAGACAGCUUCUAUUUCAGAUGUGGCAGAUGUAGCCUCUGCUUUUGGUCUCCCAACAGUGGGCGAAAUAAAAUCCAAAAGUAGUAAAAGAAGAGUCCUUCGUGGCCUUGAGGAUGGAGAUGUUAGAUUUAUUGAAAAUGCAGUAGGAAAUCUUUAUCUCUGAUCUCAUAUAUACAAAUAUAUAUGUAUAUAAAGGCUAUAAUUAAUUAUGUGGAAUUA
Cokeromyces recurvatus is the source of this 1880-nucleotide messenger RNA. Its product is annotated as armadillo-type protein. Gene Ontology annotation, molecular function: protein binding. The transcript has 10 exons. The record is from RefSeq and is a predicted model, not a curated record. Lineage: Eukaryota; Fungi; Mucoromycota; Mucoromycetes; Mucorales; Mucoraceae. Bases 109 to 1824 code for a protein of 571 amino acids.